AACUGAUGCACCUGAGCUCUUCAUUGAAAGUGUGGAGACAUUUUCAUUCUUUGUGACGUGGUUUGAAUGGAUUUCUGGUCGUUCUGAGAGUCGCGGGACAGAAUGAGAUGAAAAGAAAGUGCUUUUGGAAGUUUUCAGGACAAAAAAAACAGAUCAAGGACACUGAAGAUCCUCUGAAGACGCUUGAUCAUGCCUCGCUGUCCUCAUCUUUUGGUCCUUCUGCUGUUUUAUCCUCCUCAAGUCUGUUGUGGUGAAGUUCCGGCUGAAGACCGUCUGCUGAGGUUUCUGCUCACAGGAUACAGUAAACUGGCCCGUCCGGUUCAGAACAUCACUGAUGUGGUUCACGUCCGCUUUGGGCUGUCCAUCGCCCAGCUCAUUGAUGUGGAUGAAAAAAAUCAAAUGAUGACCACGAAUGUGUGGGUGAAACAAGAAUGGCAUGAUUACCGGCUCCGCUGGAGGCCCGCAGACUAUGAGAACAUCACCUCGAUGCGGAUACCGGCGCAGUUCAUCUGGAAGCCGGACAUAGUGCUGUAUAACAACGCAGACGGUGAUUUCACCGUGACUCACCUGACCAAAGCUCACCUGUUCCACGACGGACGAGUGACCUGGAUCCCGCCGGCCAUCUACAAGAGCUCCUGCAGCAUCGACGUCACAUUCUUCCCCUUCGACCAGCAGAACUGCACCAUGAAGUUUGGCUCCUGGACGUACGACCGCGAGAAGAUCGACCUGAUCCGCACAGGCGACAGCGCAGACCGCACAGAUUACUGGGAGAGCAGCGAGUGGGCCAUCAGCAGCGCAGUGGCCACCUACAACCUCAAGAAAUACGAGUGCUGCUCCGAAGUCUACGCCGACAUCACCUACUCCUUCAUCAUCAGGAGACUUCCGCUCUUCUACACCAUCAACCUCAUCGUUCCCUGUCUGCUGAUUUCAUGUCUGACCGUGCUGGUCUUCUACCUCCCUUCUGACUGCGGAGAGAAAGUCACCAUGUGCAUCUCUGUCCUCCUGUCGCUCACCGUCUUCCUCUUGCUUAUUACAGAAAUCAUUCCGUCUACAUCUCUGGUGAUCCCUCUGAUUGGCGAAUACCUGCUCUUCACCAUGAUAUUCGUCACUCUAUCCAUCACCAUCACUGUGUUUGUGCUGAAUGUGCAUCACAGGUCACCAGAAACCCAUUCGAUGCCUGAAUGGGUGCGUAUGUUCUUCUUAGACAUCAUGCCGAGGUUCCUCUUCAUUCAGAAGCCUCCUGUGUUGCAGAAGAACUUGCGAAGAACAUCUGUUGAUCCUCGGAAGAGGAAGAAGAGCAGCGCUGCUUCCGUUUGGGACGACGAAGAGAAGAAGGAACCAGCUUUAUCCAUUCCUAUGAAAGUGCAUCCUGCAUUCAUGCAUUCGUUUGCAUCAACGUACACAAAUACAGGCCGAUCGAAGACUCGCUCACACAGUGUGGAGAUCAGUUUUGGAGAGCGAGAUAACGCCAGCAUGCGUUAUCGCUCACGCAGCAUCCAGUUCUGUCCUCUGCAUGAUCAAGAUCAAUGGAGACCCUCCAGAAAAACCUCUAAAGUGAGCAGCGCUGGAGAACAUCCACAGUUCACUCCAUCUCAUGCUUCACGGCUGGCCAUGGAAGGAGUGCAGGACAUCACUGAGCACCUGCGCGCCGAACACGCCGAUUCAUCUGUGAGGGAAGAGUGGAAGUAUGUGGCCAUGGUCAUGGAUCGGCUCUUCCUGUGGAUGUUCAUAUCAGUGUGCAUUCUGGGUAUUGUAGGCCUGUUCCUCCCUCCAUGGUGGGCUGGAAUGAUCUGA
This is a messenger RNA of Sinocyclocheilus grahami, 1794 nucleotides long. Its product is annotated as neuronal acetylcholine receptor subunit alpha-4-like. The record is from RefSeq and is a predicted model, not a curated record. Gene Ontology annotation, biological process: monoatomic ion transmembrane transport. Gene Ontology annotation, cellular component: postsynaptic membrane. Gene Ontology annotation, molecular function: transmembrane signaling receptor activity; acetylcholine-gated monoatomic cation-selective channel activity. The transcript is spliced from 6 exons. Lineage: Eukaryota; Metazoa; Chordata; Actinopteri; Cypriniformes; Cyprinidae. Bases 190 to 1794 code for a protein of 534 amino acids.